This is a messenger RNA of Corythoichthys intestinalis (scribbled pipefish), 6376 nucleotides long. Its product is annotated as piggyBac transposable element-derived protein 4-like. Bases 295 to 1290 code for a protein of 331 amino acids. The record is from RefSeq and is a predicted model, not a curated record. The transcript is spliced from 4 exons. NCBI's taxonomy places the organism in Eukaryota, Metazoa, Chordata, Actinopteri, Syngnathiformes, Syngnathidae.
CGAAGCCUCGUCCGCAGUAGUCACGUGAUUUCGGGCUGGCUCGAGAGGAGAGAUGGGCUGGCUCGACGCUGUUUUCCGAACCCUGCUUUGACACGCCUCUACUUCAUUUGCUCGAAUCGGAUUCGAGCAUGAAGGCUCGAGCGUAACAUUUAUUUUCCUCCCUUCACUAAGCCAAAGCCUCGGCGUUGUCGAGCACUGUUUUAUUCGUUCAAUAUUCAAGUCUUCACGGAGCUCGUUGGAGCUAAUUUAGCCUAGCCUAGCAUAUCCCAGUGGCUAACGAGAACAAGGCGUCGAAUGUGGAAAAUGGACGCGAGAACGACAGCGGCAGCAGAAAGGUCCUCGGAGGAACUUUGUGGCGGCAAAGUUCUUUUUCACAGACUAGAAGAUGAAAGCCAAGCACAUCGUCCUGAGCGUCAGGAGACUUUUCGCAUCAAAGAGGAGGAAGAUUCGCCGUACAUAAAGUUGGAGGGAGAAGAGUUUCUCCACAUUAAAGCAGAAGAGGAAGAGUUUGUACACAUGAAAGAGGAGGAGCAUUUCUUCACAGUUGGAAACUCUCACAUUGAGGAGCAGCACCAACAUCAGCCCCUCAAAAAGAAGGAGGAAGACCCUCCAUACGUUACAGAGGAGGCGGACAUCACCAAAUUGACUGCUGUCAGAAAAUCUCAUGAUCAUGAGUGGCAGGAGCCUGAAUCACAUGGCAUUAAAGAAGAAGUGGAGCUCCCCCAAAUCAAACAGGAAGAACCUGAACCACCUCAACAGCAACAAAGAGAAAUGCAGCUUCCAAUCAUUAAGGAGGAGGAAGAGAAGGCAUACAUUUAUAAAGAUCUGAGCGAGGUCAGCAGAGGGCCUCUGAGCAGCAGUCGGCCCUCAACAGGAUUCCUAGCAGACAACCUCAUCGCUCCACUAUCAGGAACUCCAUCCUCCUCAGAAGUCAGUGCUGGCGUGAAGGAAGGUGGUACAACAACCACCAGCACCAGUUUGCAUGGACAUGGUACACAUACAACACGAUUGGCUAUUCCUGGUUCCACCAGCAGGAAAAGGAAGCGCCUGUCCCUUAACACAGACCUUAGUCUGGAGGCACUGCUGAAAAGGAUGGAUGACGCCGACAGUGCCCGACAAGCCCAUGACACUGCAGAGUUAUCAAAUUUAUUGCAGAUGCAGGAGGAGGCCAGUGAGCGUUAUAAGAACUUGUUCAGGCAGCAACAAGCUACAACCCAGCUGCUUCUAAAAAUGAUGGAAAGACUGACAAGAUCUCCAUCAUCUCCGUUGACCCAGCCAGCCUCUCUGUGAAUGCCCACAGGUCAAGUGACACCCACUCCCUCCUUGCCUAAUCAAUAAACCCAGCUCACUUACUCGGCCAACCGCUCCCAGAGUCGAAAGAACUACAGCUAUGCACCGAUCAGAACAGGGAACACCACUGUAACAUAACAGGUGGUACCCUUCAGAUCAUUAGCAGGACACUUUGGCUGUCAUCCACAAUGUAAGCAUAGCAUUCAAUUGUUAUUGAAAAGUGUUGUGCUACUGCAAAUAUAACAUUCAAUUGUUUAGUGUUCUGAUGUUUACAAAAAAAAACCAAAAAAAAAAAACGCACAAUCUAACAUUUUUUUGGUGUUACUGUUUUGAGAGUACUUAUCCGUCAGAAGAGCCAUGGAGUGAUCUCAGAAUCUCGAUACAGACGUCCAUCGACUGUGGUUGUAGCUAGCUUCCCAUUGGCUCUGGACUUUUUUCAAUUUUGAGUAGAGGAUUUCUCAUAUUUUGUUGAUUUCACAAGGAAAUUGAUCAUUCAUUCCAAAGCGUAUUCUUAUUAGCUACGAAGUCUGCUAGGAUUUAGGUAGGAUGCAGUCUAGUUCCUCUAAUCUUUCCAAGGCGGUGCAAAUUUAAAAAUGUAAUUGAAUCCACUGUUUCUUUUAGCAGCUGAUGGGAUGAUACCAUAAACUCCAAAGUUUCAUCUUUGUCCCGCCUGCCUUCUUUGAUGCCUGAAAAAAUUGUCACUCAUGCUUCUUUAUUGUAUCGUUUCAUUCAUUAUCUCGCUUUUUUUUUUUUUUUUUUUUUAAUGCUUCAAGCAUAGUUGUCGUAGACUCGAUGGUUGCUUUCAGCGUAGCAUUUUUGAACUUCAUCUCAUUUACUUCGUGCUGCAUGAAAAUGGGGCUUUCUUUUUAAGUUUUUUUUCUCCACUUGUAGAAUUUCUAAUUGACAGUUUCCUGUCGAUUGAGUCUAUUCCAGCGUUGAUAAAAUCGGGAGUUUGGCACAAGAUCUGCGGUCGAAGUAGCAGAAUCAAUUUAAUCUACCUUCUUCCGCUUCACUGAGAGGUCACUGUGAUGGUUAGAUGCAUCCAUGGUGUUUCCUCGCUGGAUGAAACAAGAUAGAGAACAAUAUUUGACUUGAUUUAAGAAAAAAUAUCUGAUUAAGUCAUUAUAAAUGUGCAGUGUAGACAGGACCUGUUAAAAAAAGGGGAGAAAAAAAAACCUAAAAAGUAGUGAUGGCCAAAUGAAGCCUCAUGAAGCAAUGAAGCUUUGCAGCCAAUUGGUUUGCACAUGUAGCAAAGCUUCAUGGUGCUUCAUUUACCCUAUGGCGCCAUCAAGUGGUCUAGAAGCCCAAGAGGUCAACAUUGUUAAGAAUUCAAUGGCUUAAGACAUAUGAAUGUGCUUGUGUUAGUAAUUUAGUAUGUGAACAAAAUACAACAAGUGCUAAAGGUAAUUUGUUAUUCAUUUUUAUUUAGAAAUAAUAGCUUUCCCACAGUGGCUGGCUUUAAACAGUUUCUUUUUUUUUUGGAAAAUAUUUCACCAGCUUUAGAAAAUAUUCUUUCACAAGGCACAAAUGAAGCUGGGGUGCAGAGAAAUGUGUGAGUGCCAGUUUAUAUAAAUUUGGGUAGGUAUUCUUUUGUGCCUCCCAGUACACUAAUGGAUUGUUCAUUCUGUUGAUGUUUGGUUCAGAUAGGUACACACACACACUCACAUUUAUAUUAAAGUACUUUUUCUCCCUUACCUUAUUGAAAGCAAUCAAAUCAAAAUGUUCCCAUACAGGGGAGGAUCGCUCUUUUCGCGCAGGUUCCAUCACAAGCAAAGGACAAGGCUCGAAAAAAGAUUGCACCGGUUGCACUGCUGCGCACAGAUGUAACAAGUACAGGAGCCCGAAAUCCACAAAAUGUGAGAUAACAGGCGAUCGCCAUUGCGUUUUGCAACCAAUUUAUACCGUAGUCUGUCCUGUUUUUGCAAUAUGCGCCAAACGUCGGAUCACUUCCGAAGCACUCACGAGAUUCAGCCGGCCGCCGCCGGCGAGGCUUCCCACGUCAUCAUUUCCGGGUUUCGCCGAAAUGAAGCGCGCCUCGCUACAAGCUUCGUGGAAACCCCCCUCCCAUUACUCGACACAAGCUUCGGAACCUCGGCUCAUUUCGUCCCAUCACUACUAAAAAGCUCACUUAAGCCUAAUUUAUGCUUCUGCUUUGCGGUGACGACGUAGACCUGGGGUGGGCAAACUGGUCCUCAAGGGCCGCAGUGGGUCCUUGUCUUUGUUCCAACAGACCCAGCACAGAUAGUUUAACCAAUAAGGUUUCUGCAGAAAUAAGCACCUGACUGCAAUCGACUGAGUGCACUUGUAAUACAGCAGAUUGGUGAAAAGUUGUCCUCUUAAUGGGUUGCAGCAAAAACCCGCACCCACUGCGGCCCUUUGUGGAAUAGUUUGCCCACCCCUGGCGUACAUCCUUCGUCAUCAAUGAACAUUCGAAGUUCUGCGUCAGGGGAAAGCGUUGCGCUGUAAUUCACCGCCAAGCCAUCAGAGGGGUGUGGCAUUGUGUUUGUACGGUUUUGGGGGACCCGUCGAAUUCCUUUAGUUUAUUUCCGGUUAGAAAACAAUAGCAACGGAGAUGGAACGCUUAAAUGUGGAUCUUCAGCUCAUCAACUUUGAACAACAAAUGUUGAUCAUACAAAUGUUAGGCCUGUAGGUGAUGCAGAAGACUGUUGCGGAGGUGGUCUGUCCGACUGCUGAUGCAGCACAGAGACUGGCAGUCACAUUACGAAUUCUAGACUCAGGUGGAAGCCGGCAAGCUCUUGCGGCUAUCUUCAAACUGGAGUUGAGCACUGUGUCCAGCGUUUUGUCCGAGGUCUACAAAGCAUUGUGGACAGCCUUCCUGCCUGAUUUUUUGCCAUGUCCAACAACCAUCCACGGGGAAGCCAUAGCAGAUAUCUGGCGGCUAUGGAACUUCCCAAACUGCGUUGGAAGCCUUGAUGGUAAAGACGUUAUCAUAAAAGCACCGAGGCACUCUCAAUCAGUGAUGAUGUUAUCAAGUGUGUGAACUGUCUGUUUUUGAAAAUUAAACAUCAAAACAACUCUUUUGACAUUUUGACACCAAACCUGUGCUUUAUUCUUCAUUUACUUGAAGUGUGAAAUGUAACUAAGUCAAGGACUCACAACAAACAUAUGUACACAAUAAAUGAUAAAGUGCACCAACCAAAAUUACGACAAAGUGAUUAAAAGCUGGCAGUUUUUGGCCGACUGUGUCCCAUUUUCUUUUCCUUCUUGCGGGCCCAAACCUGGAACAUUUUAUUAGAAAAAAAAAAAAAAAAAAAUUGAACAAGCUUGCAGUCGAUUAAAUAGCGUACCGCAAGCAACACGCCACUUUUGCUCAUUAAAAUUCAUGACGUUUGCUAGGGUGACCAUAAUUUGAUUUCCGAAAAAGAGGACACUUGGCCCGGCCUCGAGAUACUUGAAUUUUACUGGAAGUUCACUCAAAGAUGCCUAUAUCACUUCAAUAUAAUUAAAGUGUGUCUACUCCGUCUGGAUAGAAAAUUUCAGUUUUAAUUAAAAAAAAAAACAACAACAUAGGCCUAUUGCCGUAUAGUAUAUAUUACAUACUUACUAUAUGGAAAUAUUUUUUUACUCAACUGGUUACUCAACAGGCUUUAUUCUUGCUAAAAAAAUAAUCAAACAAUUUAAAAAAAAAAAAAAAAAAAAACGAAUAAUGAGUAAAAAUAAUAAUAAUAAUAAUAUAUAUAAAUAUAUUAUGCAGACCCAUGGAAAUGUAGUCCAGUCAAUACACACACACAGUAGGCUAUGUGCCAACUCAACAUUUUUAUAAAUUACUAUCACGACAAUUGUCGUUGACAAAUUGUUAUUCCCACUCAAUUUUUAUUCUCAUUCAAUGUUCUACAUUGUACGGAAACAAUAACCGAAAUAAACUGACAAGCUAUUCAACCAGUAUGUUUCCAAAUGCAGCAGUUCAAAACUACAUUGCUCAUAAUGCCUAGAACAGCUGAGCUCACUGAUAGCUACCCUAUUAGCGAGUACCGGGAGCCGAGGCUAAAUCAAACUUUGCUAUAAAAGUUUACAAUCAUUGGCCGCGCAACGAUGGGACACCAAACGGGAUUUUACAGAUUACGCCAGUACAAAUCUCCAACAGAAGUCAACAGUUGCCAUUACAUACGUAUUUUGUAAUGAAAACUCAUAAGAAACACAGCUACUUAGAAUAUAAUACUAACAUUCAACCAAAGGAACGAACGCAGAACAAUUACAAGACUCAUACAAUAUACUGCAUCUCUGUGUACACAGAAGACACGUGAUCGAUGUUAAUAGGAAAUAAACCCACAGAAAGGUGUAUGGAGCCACGUCUUAGAACUCCAUAUUGAACUCCUUACUGUAGUCUGAUCUCUCGCCAAACCGUCAGUAGAUGGUGAUAAUUCCCCAUGAAACAAAGGGUAAACUGCGAACAAAAAACAAGAAGAAGAUCUACUCCUUCUCCCGCCCCUACAAGUAAGAGCCACGUCAACCCAGGCAGGCACUGCCCCCUAGCGGUCGGAGGGAUUCUCUUCAAAUUGGUCCCGUGAAAAAUCAUAAAAACCGGACACUUUCAUAAAAUUUAUGAAACCCCGCCGGAUGCUUCGGAGAGCACGGGAUAAGAGGACUUGUCCGGGCAAAAGUGGAAGUUUGGUCACCCUACGUUAGCAACUGUUGCUAGGGGAGGUCAAGCUCGCGUUUGUCCCUCAUGCUAGAUGCAUGUAUAUAGUGUACGAACGAGAUGUUUACUGAGCUAAACCCACCAAUUCUGUCUGAAAAUUAUGUCGCUGGUACCAAAUUCACUGGUAAAGAUGUUGAAGAACAUACAAAUCUUCAGUUAAAGAGAUGGAUUGAGUGUCGAGCAGUGACGUGCGGUCAGGGGAGGCAGGUGAGGCAGAGCCUCACCUGUCAUCAUGACAAAAAAAUAAUUAUAGCAUAAAAUUUAUAUGAAUAUUUGUCCAUUACUCAUUUCAAACAUUUUUUAUAGUCAAAAUCGCUGAAUUUGCCUAUUUCCUGUUCAAAUAAAGAAAUGAAAUGAGAGGUGCGGCAGCAACGAGUAAAGCCUCGCCUCUGAUUGCGCAAUCCAUAACAAACUGGGUUGAUACAU